ACAAACAGGAAGGGAGGAAGGAGGAGAGAAUAUAUGGUGACAUUGCUAUUAUUGCUGGAUGCAACUCCCAUUUUGCAUACCGGAUAGACACGGACAGAGAGAAAAGGAAGGAGAAAGGAGAGAAUGGGUAUCUCAAGUGCCAUCCAAUGGUGGGAUGAGUGGCAGCUGCGCAUUCUCGCACUGAGCAGCCUACUUGUUCAGUAUAUCCUCCUCGUCAUGGCUCCUCGGCGUAAGUUUCCUAUGAAAUUCUACCUGAGAUACAUUAUCUGGCUUGCAUACCUUAGCAGCGAUGCCCUAGCGAUAUAUGCUCUCGCAACACUCUUCAAUCGACAUAAGAAGCAGGAUUAUGGCCAUGCACACAACACGAGCAUCCUAGAGGUGCUGUGGGCACCUAUCUUCCUGAUACACCUUGCUGGACAGGACAGCAUAACCGCGUAUAACAUCGAAGAUAACGAGCUGUGGACAAGGCACGCCCUCACAUCGCUGUCCCAAAUCACCAUAGCCAUCUAUGUGUUCUGUAAAUCAUGGCCAGGUGGUGACAGGAGGUUGCUUCAGGCAGCAAUCCUGCUCUUCGUCCCUGGUGUUCUCAAGUGCUUGGAAAAGCCCUGGGCUCUCAGUAGUGCAAGCAUUAAUAGUCUAGUGAGCUCUCCCAAGAAUGUUCGGAGGACGACAAACAGAGAAGUAAAGAAAGAUCCGAUUCAAGAUUUUAUAGACAAGGUAAAUGAAUCUCGUUUGGAGGAUGGUCGCUGGGAAGAAUCAAGCUCUCCUGCCGACUUUAAGCCCAGUGAGCUAUUUGUUGACCUUGCAUCUCCUUCUUCCGAUGAUCGGCUUAGUAAACUUUUGUCAUUCUUACAACGUGAAGGAGAUGAAUCGUAUAUUUUGUUGCAGAAAAGUCUGUAUGAAACCUUCGAUCUUCUUUACACCAAAGAAAAGAUGUUUCCAAUUAUUCUUAGUGCUCUAAAGAGACAACAGAAUUAUGUGAAUACCAAUGUUGACACCGAUGAGGGAAAGAAAGAGCAAGAAACUUUAAAAGGGUUUUGCGGUUCGAUGCUGCGAGGAUUACUUCCGUACUUGUCCUUUGUAGCCAUCGGCCUGUUCCACCAAAGUCACAGAAAAGCUUAUAAUCACACUGAUGUCAAGGUUACAUAUACCUUGCUUUGUUGUACUGCUGUCCUAGAGUUAUACGGACCUACCUUACAGAAAAUCUUGACCUCAGGGCAAGCAAGGGUUCAAAAAACGAGUUUUAAUAUGAACAGCCCUAAGUCGGUCGGGAAAGUAAAUCAUGCUAAACAUGAUGUCCAAGCGAAGUCAAAGGCCAAAGGAAAGCUACCAGUAUAUGAUAUCAUGGAUGACAUGGUCUCCCAAUAUAGCCUAUUAGGAUACUUUGUCCGCAACAGAAAACAUUCCGUGAUAAUGGGUGUUGCGGAAUUCCUCAGUUGCAAGGAUUAUCUCGACCAACGUUGGAGAAUGAAGUCCUGUUCCUCCUCGCGCAACAUUACUAACUUAGUUCUUGGACAUGUGAAACGUUGGUGGAACGAUGAAAUAACUAAUGUUUCCUGUUACAGGAAGUUCAAUGAUAACAGGGGCCAGUGGACUCUUGAAUCUGAGGUGUUCCUUCAGCAACUAGGCUGGAGCUUAGAGGGUGCAUUCGAUGAGAGUGUCCUUCUCUGGCAUCUCGCCACCGAUUUCUGCUACUACCACAUCUGUGGAUCUCAUGACUGUGAACAUGCUACAAAAACGUGCUUUCAAGGCACCUCUGAUCUCAAAAGUGAAAGUCCAACUUUCUGCGAAGAAUCUAUUCACCAAGGAAGAGCUGUUCAUUGCCGAGAAAUGUCCAACUACAUGAUGUACCUACUUGUUGUGAAUCCUGAGAUGCUAAUGGCGGGCAGCAGGCGAAACUUAUUCACAGAUGCCUACAACCAACUGAAGGGCAUGUUCAACAAGAAGAGUACACCACUGAAUGAAGGAGAACUUGCAGGGACAAUAAUCAGUGAGGUGCAGGUGCAUGUGCAACAGCCAAUCAAGGAGAAAACCAUCGAAGACAAGACACCAGCACCAUCCAAUAAAACAGGGCUCAUAGACGACGCUUGGUCUAUAGCUGAAGUGCUCCUGAAUUUACAUGACGAGGAGAAGAUGUGGAGAGUGAUCGAAGGCGUGUGGGUGGAGAUGCUCUGCUUUUCUGCUGCCAGAUGCCGGGGGUACUUGCACGCUAAGAGCCUUGGCACCGGAGUCGAGUUCCUGAGCUAUGUCUGGCUGCUUAUGCAUUACAUGGGGAUGGAGACCUUGGCAGAGAAGCUGGCCAGGGCAGAGCUCCCAAACGGAGCAUGCUCAGGUGAUUCACGCACUACCCAUGCUGAACACUCCUCUGGUAAAGAGCAGGUUGCUGGAGCAUCCUCCAACGAUGGCAUUACAGUUGUUGUGGACAAAAAUGGGUGAUUUAUAUAUUGCUUAAAAGACCAACCCGUUCCAGUAUGCUGCUUUUAUUUGCUUGUUGAAUGCUUAUAUGUAUCAGUUUUCUUACGAUUCAAUAUCUUAUUUGUGUCAUAUGUGCUCAUUAGUGUGCUCUGUGCUGCCACUUAUAAAUAAAUAUUUUACCAUGUGAACAGUAUGACAGUAUAAUAGUAUGUUUAAUGCCAAUGCAGUUUUUCUCCUUGA
Messenger RNA from Oryza sativa Japonica Group (Japanese rice), 2655 nucleotides. RefSeq lists its product as uncharacterized. The record is from RefSeq and is a predicted model, not a curated record. NCBI's taxonomy places the organism in Eukaryota, Viridiplantae, Streptophyta, Magnoliopsida, Poales, Poaceae.